Molecule: messenger RNA, 1158 nt
Organism: Paraphaeosphaeria sporulosa
Lineage: Eukaryota; Fungi; Ascomycota; Dothideomycetes; Pleosporales; Didymosphaeriaceae
Product: glycoside hydrolase
Exons: 4
Coding region: 22-1089 (355 amino acids)
Biological process (GO): carbohydrate metabolic process; chitin catabolic process
Cellular component (GO): extracellular region
Molecular function (GO): chitin binding; chitinase activity
Source: RefSeq, a predicted model, not a curated record
UUCUCGCAACCUCCAGGGAGAAUGUACUUCAAUGCGGUUUACUACCCCAAUUGGCGGAUAUACCGCAACCAGCCACCUGCGUCACUCAACUUCGACGUUAUCUCCCACGUCUUCUAUGCUUUUGCUUGGGUAAAGCCAGACGGCACGGUAUAUCUUAGCGAUGAAUGGGCAGAUUCCCAGAUCCAGGUGCCCGGCGCGGAGGGCAUCCCAGAAACCACGGGGUGUCUGAACUCGUUUGCCCUCAUCAAAAAGAGGUACAACCGUCUCCGAGUCGUCUUAUCUGUGGGUGGAGGCGGCAAGGGAAGUGAGCCGUUCGCUGAAGUUGCCCGCCACUCGACUAGCCGUGACCGGUUUGCACAAACGGCAUUGGCAUUGGUGCAGCAAUUCGGAAUCGACGGCAUCGACAUCGACUGGGAACACCCCUCAGAUGCACAACAAGGCGCAGACUACAUCCAGCUGCUGGCCACUCUCAGAGCGUAUCUACCCGGACCCCAAUACACGCUGACAUCGGCGCUGCCCGCCGGCGAAUGGGCUCUUCAGCACAUCAAUCUUGCCCACGCGGCCCAUUAUCUGGACAUGAUCAACUUGAUGUCGUACGAUUUCUCGGGAUCAUGGGUGAAGAAGUGCGGACAUCAUGCACAACUCUACACUCCACAGGUGCCGCAUUCCCCGGAUGCGGCAAUCUCCUGUCAUUCGGCUGUGUCGUACAUGGUACGGCAGGGUGUCCCGCAGAAUAAGAUUCUUUUGGGCGUGCCUGCAUAUGGACGCUCGUUCACUGGGACUAAAGGCAUCGGACACUCGUACAAUGGUCAUGCAGGAGAGGAGGGCACAUUUGAGUACCAAGACCUGCCUCGACCAGGCGCGACGGAGUACGUAGACGAGCAGAUUGGUGCAGCGUACUGCGUGGGCGGGGAUGGAGGGUUCGUUACCUACGACACCCCGCGUACGGUCCAGAUGAAAGCAGGAUAUGUGCGGCAAAAUGGACUGGCUGGUCUGUUCUAUUGGACGGGAACUGGAGAUGUGAGUGGGCAUACAAGGAAGGACAGGAGCUUGGUGUAUAACGGGUUCUUGGGGCUAUUUCCGCAAUAGAGUACCUGAGUUAGCUGGGGCGCAGCAGGAUUCAAAGCGCAUCUAUAGCAAGAAGGUGGAAGAACACGG